Messenger RNA from Maylandia zebra (zebra mbuna), 4153 nucleotides. RefSeq names its product family with sequence similarity 78 member Ab (gene fam78ab). NCBI's taxonomy places the organism in Eukaryota, Metazoa, Chordata, Actinopteri, Cichliformes, Cichlidae. The record is from RefSeq and is a predicted model, not a curated record.
CUUCUUCUUCUUUUUUUUUUGCAUGUUGCUUUGUCGGCUUUAAAAACGGGAAAGAAAAAAACAGACCUCAGUUCGUAAUUGUACUGCCAGAACCUCUGUUUCGCAGAUGUAGCGUUCAAUGGUACUUUUCCUUAUGAGAAACUGAAGCCAAUAUUUUAAGUUUGGUGGAACAUUUUACGCUUUUUUUAAACGGACUUUCGGCUGCUCCGCGUUACACUAGAGGCAUUUUAAACUGUGGGCGUCCACUCUUGAAAACCUCCAAUAUUUGUGAUUAGGAUUCUCGUCACCAGCUGGACGCAGUCACAGGGUUAUAUCUUUUGAGUGCACACGCAAAGGAGAAUCUGAUGCCAAGCUGUAACACAAGUAGUUUUUUUUUUUUUUGCGUGUGUUAAUUAUUUAGCUCAUACAUGCCACGAACCUUUCCAAAUGGACCCACUUUGCCCAAAGGCCAGAACUUUGUGUGGCAGUGUCUUGUAACUUUGGCAGCAUGAAAACAUCUGCGCUCGGAUAAGAACAUUUCUGGUGCCAGAGCCUGUUUUGGUGAAGCUGCGUUCACGCACUGGGAAGCAUUCGCUCUGUUGUGAAGAUUUUCUAGGCCUGCCUUCUUUUGUAGUUUUGGAUAAAAGAAAAAGAAUGCAUGGCUUUUCGUGAGAAACAUUGCUUCAUAUAAAUACUUUCUUUGUGCUGACUGCUGGACGUUCUUGUGGACUGUGUUGCUAUUUAAUGCAAUGGGCUGCAUCCAGAGUAUCAGAUGUAAGCCCAAGAGUUUCCGAGACAGCAUCGUCAUCCUGGAGCUGAACGCUACUAUCGACUCCAACCCCACCAGCAUCGACGAGACAUCCGGCGUGGUCUUGCGCUACCGGACGCCGCACUUUCGAGCGAACGCCCGAAUACUGGUGCCACCAGUAGCAGCUAAGGAGACGUGGACCAUCGGCUGGAUCCAAGCCUGCAACCACAUGGAGUUCUUUAACACGUAUGGGGACAAAGGAAUGUCAAGUUGGGAACUCCCUGAUCUACGUGACAGCAAGAUCCAGGCCAUCAGCGACUCAGACGGCGUCAACUACCCGUGGUACGGAAACACUACUGAAACCUGCACCGUCAUAGGCCCCACCAAGAAGGACAGCAAAUUCGUAGUCAGUAUGAAUGACAAUUUUUACCCCAGCGUGACUUGGGGAGUGCCCGUCAGCGACAGCAAUGUGCCUCAGCUCAGCAGCAUCUUCCGCGACCAGAGCUUCACGACUUGGCUCGUGGCCAUCAAUCAGGCCACCUCAGAGACGCUGGUCCUGCAGACGAUCCGCUGGAGGAUGCGGCUUGACAUAAAAGUGGACCCGGAGAAGCCGCUGGGUCAAAGGGCCGUUCUGAAAGAGCCCGUGGCCCAGGUACAGCCACAGAUUCUGGGAAAGAAUGAGCCCAUCCCCCCCAACGCCAUGGUCAAGCCCAAUGCCAACGACGCCCAGGUGCUGAUGUGGCGGCCAAAGACUGGUGACCCUGUGGUGGUCAUCCCACCUAAAUACUGACCUGUUUUCCCUCUGACUUUCACUGACUGGCCUUGGAUACCUUAACAGUAUCAUCUUCUUUAGUUUCUUUCUUUUACUCCUGCUCCUCACCAGCUCUCACUGCUUUAACUCUUCUUUUUUUCUGUCUCUAUAUUCUCUCAUGUUUGAAAAUGAAACCAGCUCUCAGAAAACAAAACAAAAGACCAGCUGUUGCUUUGAGCUACGGGCUUGAACACUUUCUAAAGGCACUUUUGAAACUGGAGAAAAUGCAACUAUUCUACCUUCAGACUUGGUCGGGUCUCACUGUGCUAAACUGCAAAAACGAAAGAGAGCAUUUGUUUUGUUUUUUUACAGUACUGUAUAAUUGUUUGAGCCAACCGACGUAGGGUUUGGGAGUCCAGGGCAGAUUGAAGUUUUUCUAUGACCGUGCGUGUGCAGGUGGAUAUGCACAAAGGUCAUGAACAAGCAUCAGUUGUGUUUUGUUUUUUUAAUUUAUGGACUGGAAGAGAAGCGUAUUUAAUUGUAUUUGAUGUUAUUGCUGUGUUCUCUACAUGACACAUUGCAUUGGGUGACAUACUAGAUUUUAGUACUUUUUAAAGAAAAAAACAAACAUGCAAGACAUUCAAUCCAUGCUGCCUUACAUUACAUUGCUUUCCACUGCGAACUUCUUAGCCUUAAACAAAGUGCAAUGCAGUAUGUGGUAAACUCAUGCCCGUUCCUUCCAGACUGUUGGCGCUGGCACGUGUGGGUUUAGGACAGGAACCACAGCACUGAGGAAAAACUCGGGUUUCAGAUCUUGGCUUCUGGGUUUCAUUUACCUGCUGAAUCUAUUGUCUUAACAAACGCAACUGGCAUUAUGCACAGACACAGUUACACAACUGAGCUAACUAGCUGAGCUGUGUUUCAAGUGCUUUAUGCAAGAGAGGAGAUGCUCUGUGCAGAUGGACAUACAGAGAGGCGAGUCUCAUCAGCAGCCCUCAGCACACACACAUAAACACAAAAACAUGCAAUAACAACUUGAGCAUAAAAAAAACUCCACAGCUGACCUCAUUUCACUUAUUUUACUCAAACCUUUACUGUUUUAGCAAAGUAGCAGAAAACAAGUUCUCUUUUCUCGAUAUUACGCCAUCUCAGGGCCCCUUGUUACUUCCUUCCCUUCUCGAAUCUUUUUUUUCCACCCAUCCUGUCUCGCCUCCUCCUUAUCACAUUGCUCACAUUGAGCAAUCAAUAUCUGUUAUAAAUAAGAAGGGAAAUAUUUUUUAAUAAGUGGUCAAUGAAAACAGCAGUCUGUCUUUUAUUUUUUGCUCCUGCAAUCUUUUUGUCAUCGCAUUUUUAUUGCUGCUGCCAUUAAUUUGCCUUCCAUCUAAUUUAAUCCAAUCAUUUGUCUUCUAUGUUAACAGAUUUUUCUGUUUGUUUCCCCCCCCCCCCGUCCCUCACCCUCAAUCACUUUUAAUCUUUAUCUACCACCAGUGCUCCUCCUCCCACUCGCUCACUUGUUCACUUCCUCUCUGCCUCUUUUAUUUAUUUUUUUCAUCUGCUGUCGAGGCUGCAAAAGCAGAGCAGGAGGCAUGCGAGUUCGAUGCUCAGUUGGCAUAUAGAUGACCCACUUCUCCUUAGCUCUCUCCUCGCUGCAGAAAUGUGGGGCCCGUGUUUUUUUUAUUUCACCGCUGGUGCACGACCCCCCCCACACACACACACAUAAGGAAGUGGCUCUGGUCAGCUAAAGAUCGACGGUCGAUGAAACGAUGCGUAUUUAAGUGCUAAUCUUGGAGAAGGGCUUUGGUGGUGAACUGAAACUGCUUGCAAAAGCGUGAAGAAACAGGCUAAAUUUGGCAAUAAGGGAGGAGGGGGACAGGGGUCAUUUACUUAUCAAUGGUAUCCCAAAUAUACUAUGGGUUGUGUAGACAGUUUUUCACUUCCAGUUGUUCGAAGCAUCUUGCAAUUUCCUUCCGCCCCUCCCCAGUCUGUGUGUGUUCAGCGCCAACUAAAGAAAUCAUCUGCAUUCAAGUCUGAUCUGCUCGUGCAUUUCACAAAGGUCACUGGGCUGCUGUUUCAGAGUCCAAGCAUCAUACGCUGUAUACCACCAGACUUGGUCCGGUCCUUCAGUGGCCCUACAUCAGCCACUUUCACUGAGAAAGCAGGCACACACAAACGUAAAUAAUCACGAUCUGUUCCACAUAGGAGUGGAGUUUAAUUAAGGUGACGGGUAACAUCUGCGUUUACCUCGAGCAAAGAGCAGGCGGCUGGGUGGAGGGGUGGGGAGCGGGGGACGCUGAAUGUGAAGGUGACAACAAACCGGAUCCAACUUAGAUCUUUGCAGCAGCUUAAAAAUAACGCUGGCAUUUUCAGAGAACUUGGAUGUCAAGUUGCUUCAGCUUGUGGCUUGUAGUGAAGGUGAUGCCGCUCAUGCUGCGAACCCACCGACCUCUCUCGGGCAAUAAGCGGCCCGUCUGCUCCGCGGAAAGCCGCGCGAUGACCGGUGGACACCGUGGAUCGUACUCAAGUUGGACCACGUGUAAUGUAAUUAAGUGCUGACACACAGUCACUGACUUUCAGUGUGUGCGUGUGCUUUAAUUCCCGCUGGGAGGAUUUAGGCAAGAUGAGGAGUUUCACUCGUGCUUAUGCUGUUGUUGAGUCAUGACCCUCCCUCUGUCUUU